AUGACAUUGCCAAACACACUCAUGUCAGCGGAUCAGAUAUUUGAGUUUGUUAGAGCUACGGAUUGUUAUCCAAAUGUCUCAAUUGCUUAUCGUAUCCUCUUGACUGUACCGGUCACUGUUGCAUCAGCUGAAAGGAGUUUCUCAAAAUUGAAGUUACUGAAAAAUUAUUUGAGGUCAACAAUGUCCCAAGACAGACCGAAUGGUUUGGCCAUGUGCUGCAUCGAGAAGAAUAUGUUGGACAGUAUUGAUCUUGACAUUGUCAUUGAUGAUUUUGCGUCAAAAAAUGCACGGAAGUCUCGCUUCUCAUGA
Triticum turgidum subsp. durum (durum wheat) is the source of this 309-nucleotide messenger RNA. The record is from the annotation of a GenBank genome assembly. NCBI's taxonomy places the organism in Eukaryota, Viridiplantae, Streptophyta, Magnoliopsida, Poales, Poaceae.